Priceomyces carsonii is the source of this 1056-nucleotide messenger RNA. RefSeq names its product galactose-responsive transcription factor (gene GAL4). Gene Ontology annotation, molecular function: DNA-binding transcription factor activity, RNA polymerase II-specific; zinc ion binding. NCBI's taxonomy places the organism in Eukaryota, Fungi, Ascomycota, Pichiomycetes, Serinales, Debaryomycetaceae. The transcript has a single exon. Gene Ontology annotation, biological process: regulation of DNA-templated transcription. The coding region runs from base 1 to 1056 and encodes 351 amino acids. The record is from RefSeq and is a predicted model, not a curated record.
AUGCAGCUGUCAAUGGAAAGGAAUGAAGUAGUUGCAGAUGCAACUGGAGCAGAAGCGACUUCAGGGUCAAUAACAGGUAGUAGCGACCACGCUAUAGAACAGGCAUGUGAUUCUUGUAGAAAGAGGAAGCUCAAAUGUUCCAAGGAAUUGCCUAGUUGUUCUAAAUGUAUCCAGCAUAGGUGGUGUUGCUCUUACAGUCCGAGGGCUGUCAGAUCACCUUUGACUAGAGCCCACUUGACUCAAGUUGAAAACAAAGUGAGAGAAUUGGAGGGAAUGGUCCGUUUCUUGCUACCAGAAGAAUAUGAUAUAGAUGAUUUGCUAAGGAAUCGUAACUACAAGACCAAGUUAUGGCCCAUUAGAAAUAAUGUCAAGGACACACGCACGCUGGACACAGAUCGAAAUCUUGCUAGCUCCAUAAAUACACAAUCCACCGAAGUUGCCCAGGCUGAGGAAACAUCUGACGGAAUUAAUAAUUUAAAAUAUAAUGAUUACAAUGAAAACUACAGGUCCAGAAGUCAAAGUGAGAUCUCUGACAGGAAAGAAGAUAUAGACAACUUAAACAACAACCAAAAUCAUCAGAAAUACAAUCCUAUCGAGACUCCUUGUUUGUCGCCUAAUUUAGGACCAAUGACCUCACAAUUUAAUGCCAUCACCCAAUCACCAUCCUACUCUAUUAUUUCCAACGAGAAUGCUUUGCAACAAGGUCAUUCAAGGCUUCAGUCAGGUCAAUUCGACAACAUGGAGAGGAUAAGAAUAAAACAAGAGAUUAUUGAUGAUUUUGCCAUGAACAAUAUUCCAACUGGUAACAAUACUUCAUUCAAGUAUGUCAAGCCAUCGAUUAUCAAAAAUGAUUCUUCAGAAAACUCUCUCACGAGUCCUACGUCGUUAUUAUCAUUAAAUUCAUACGGCUAUGAAUCUGAACAGGAUCUUUUGUUCAAUGAACCUACCUUCAAGAAACAAAGAAAAGAGAACACAGCUCUCUUCAAUACUGAUGGGGCUGAUUAUGAUUUGAUAUUCAAUGAUGCCAUAGACGACUCUACACUUAUAAACUCCUGA